Molecule: messenger RNA, 300 nt
Organism: Clonostachys byssicola
Lineage: Eukaryota; Fungi; Ascomycota; Sordariomycetes; Hypocreales; Bionectriaceae
Source: the annotation of a GenBank genome assembly
AUGUUCAAACGGAUCCGCAGCGAUCACUUUAUUUCCGACGAGUAUCAUGAUCAUAACGGUACAGAUUGCGGCGACGAAUACCAUAAGUCAAGCCCACAGGCCUUCUUAUUCGGCAAAAGUUCAUAUGUUCAAGAGUCGGACCUCCCCGCAGUACUCCUGGUCAAGUUACGAGAUUUGUCGAAGCGUGACCGUACAGAGGAUGAGAAAAAGCACAAAAUUCUUCGCAAGUUGUUCGUCAUGACUUGGGACUCCCAAUUGAAACCAGUGGCCAAGUCUAGCCACAGGAUCGAGGAGUCGUAG